Messenger RNA from Synchiropus splendidus (mandarinfish), 2944 nucleotides. RefSeq names its product G-protein coupled receptor 135. Gene Ontology annotation, biological process: G protein-coupled receptor signaling pathway. Gene Ontology annotation, cellular component: membrane. Gene Ontology annotation, molecular function: G protein-coupled receptor activity. The transcript is spliced from 2 exons. Lineage: Eukaryota; Metazoa; Chordata; Actinopteri; Syngnathiformes; Callionymidae. Bases 194 to 1648 code for a protein of 484 amino acids. The record is from RefSeq and is a predicted model, not a curated record.
UCUGCAUCCAUAGAGACAACACGAGACACCACGGUGACCGCGGAAAAGAGGGCACGUUUAGUUUUACUGAAAUAAUAUGAAUCCCUCUCUGGAUGGAACCAGCGUGGCAGUGGAAACUGCUGAAAGAGUAGAGGACAUGGGCUAGACCUCUCGCAUUCCAGGGGUCUGAACCUCAGCGUGGAGGCUCAAACGAAUGCCUCAUUAUACCGGGAUUGCCGUGUGUUUGUGCUGUCAGCAUCCCGAGAAGGCGUGUUCCGCUCGGCUGUGUCGCAUCUGGACCAUCGCGGGGACACGGAGCAUGAACGGAGAACGGGCAACAGGGCUUGUCACCAGCUCGGUCACUUUCACCACAGAAGGCCCACUGAUGACCACACCAAAUCUGACCUCCUUCAGAGAAAUACCUUUGAGUGCAGCACCCUCCCCAUCUGUGCUGAGCGCUGCUGAGAGUAAAUCUGUCUUGCAGGUCUUCACGGUUGCUGCCCAGGCGUUGAUCCUCUUGGCCAUUUUCCUUCUGUCCAGCCUGGGAAACUCGGCUGUCGUCAUUGUCAUCAUCAAACACCGGCAGCUGCGCACAGUGACCAAUGCUUUCAUCAUGUCCCUGUCGUUGGCGGACUUCCUCACAGCUGUCUUGUGCUUGCCUUUCUCGUUUGUGAUGCUUUUCAGCAAAGACGGAGUAUGGAUGUUUGGUGACCACUUCUGUCUGGCCAACGGCUUCUUAAACACCUGCUUCGGUAUCAUCUCAACGCUGACCAUGACUCUGAUCUCCUUUGACAGGUACUAUGCCAUCGUCAGACAGCCUCAGGCUAAGAUCAGCCGCCAAAAAGCUACUCAGCUGUUGAUAGCUGUGUGGUUGACUGCUGUCAUCAUUUCUCUGCCAUGGUACCUGUUGGUUCGAACUCCCACAGAAAUCCACAAGCAAGGCUUCUACCACUGUAUGUACGUGUUCCACUCUGGAACUUCCCGCAUGGGGAAGAUAUACAGUGUUUGUCUGAUAGUAGUGUGUUACUUGUUGCCCUUCUCCCUCAUGUGCUUCUGUCACUACAACAUCUGUAAAACAGUCAGGCUGUCCGAAAUCCGAGUCCGGCCUGUCACCACGUAUGCAUAUCUGCUCAGGUUCUACAGUGAGAUGCGCACAGCCACCACUGUUCUUAUCAUGAUCGUUUUCAUUAUAGUCUGCUGGGGACCAUAUUGUUUGAUGGGCUUAGUCACAGCAAUGGGGGACAUUUCUUUUAACACUGCCAUGGACACGUUAGCCAUCUGGUUAGCCUGGGCCAAUGGGGCCAUCAACCCUGUUAUCUAUGCAGUGAGGAACCCCAAUAUAUCCAUGUUGCUCGGGCGAAGUCGAGAGGAUGGGUAUCGAACGAGAAACAUAGCAGCUUACAUGUCUGGUAAAACACAGAACAGAGAGGUCAGGAUCAACCAGGUGGACAGGAUCCGUGACCGUUUGGUGAAUCGUGUGAAAGUGAACAACAACAGCCGACUAUCCAAUUCAAGUCCAGGUAAGGGAGGCGGGGGAGGGAGUGGAGGAGGGGAGCUUGCUAUGUGGGCCUGUAAGAACCCAGCUGUGUUAUUCUGCAGGGACCUGCCGCCGGACACAGCAACACUAGCGAGCACUCCCAAAGUCAGGACUGUGGAUACAAGCCUGUGAAACUAUGUUCCUCAAUUUGGCCAGUUAAGUCUUUGACGUAGUCUCAAUUCAAUGCUCUUAAUGCGCUUCAAGUUCAGUGACCACCAAGUUCUUUUCUGAACGGGCCAUGCUCCCAUCUUCUGCAUGGCUCCUGCGCCUCUCACAGACAUGAAAUAAAGAAUUCGCCAAGUUACUCUUGGUGAACCUAACUCUGAACUGAGGAGAAAAAAUGAAAAGGAAGUCCCACGAAUAUAUUUAGAAGAGAUGUGGGUAACCUGAGUGAGACAAAAGGGAGAAAAGGUUAUUUAAAAAGGACUUGUUAAAGGCCUUUUACAAGUGUUUAUUUUAUUAUUAUCAUUUUUUUAAGAUUGUGGUGAUGGUGGUCAUUGAUCACAUUUUUAAUAGAAUUUACUACAUUUAACAUGGUCUAUUUAAAUGUAUGGGCAUUAUGACAUGAUCCAAGACUGCGACUCUGGAGGUGGUGGAUAGCGGGACCCUUGGUAGUUCCAUGCCUCAUUUUUUGUCUAUGGUUCACAUUCAUUCAAGAGUUUGAUGUUUGUUUUGGAUCGUGAACCUUGUGUUGUAAUAUUUCAGUUUGUGUUUAAUAUUUGCAAUUAUUAAUGUGUUUGUUUCUGUGUGUGUGUGUUUAAAAUGUGUAUAUCAAAUCAAAUAUUGAACACUAAAUCUGCACAAUGGAAAGUCAUCGUGAGUUGCUGCCAUUGCGAAAUAUUGACUAGCGAGAACACAAAACUUUCAUAAUAAUAAUGAGUCUGAGUUUUAUGAAGCACUGUCACUCAUCAGAAAUCUGACUGGCUUUGUUUCUAUAUCGUAUUUUUUAAUUACCUUUUUAUACAAAUGAAAUUAAAUCUCAAUGGUAGUGUUUACUGACCUAAUCUGCGUUCAAGACUCACCUUUUCACUGACUCAUUUUCAAAUAAGGAACAAGGAAAUAUGAAACACAUUCUUUGUUUUUGAGGAGAGAAAUGGUUGAUUUCAUCAAGCUGGUCACUGUACUGAUAAGUACAUAACAAGAGAUUGAGUUUUCUUUUCUUGAUUCACAGCCAACAUCUCCUUCUGUAACAGUUUCGGAUUUCUGAGUUUGAACCAAUUGAGCUGCUGCAAUCUGUCUGUAUGUCUCUGACAAUGAUCAGUCCAUGUACGUAAAAUGAAAAGUGUCAGAGUGACCUUCAGCAGUCCCUCAGUUUUAAUACAAGAAUAAAAAGUCAUCCAUAAAAAGUCUUGUGUUUGAUGAGAAAGUCAGGAUACGGAUCUGACAUUACACAUCAUUUACAGUAUUCCCAGUUUUGUUAUGAUUUUG